This is a messenger RNA of Oxyura jamaicensis (ruddy duck), 2450 nucleotides long. It is a transcript of the gene CDK5R1, whose product is annotated as cyclin dependent kinase 5 regulatory subunit 1. Gene Ontology annotation, cellular component: protein kinase 5 complex; cytoplasm. Gene Ontology annotation, biological process: brain development; positive regulation of cyclin-dependent protein serine/threonine kinase activity; activation of protein kinase activity. Gene Ontology annotation, molecular function: protein kinase binding; cyclin-dependent protein serine/threonine kinase activator activity. NCBI's taxonomy places the organism in Eukaryota, Metazoa, Chordata, Aves, Anseriformes, Anatidae. The record is from RefSeq and is a predicted model, not a curated record.
CGGCGCCAUGGGCACGGUGCUGUCGCUUUCGCCGAGCUACCGGAAGGCCCCGCUGUUCGAGGAGGGGGCGGCCACGGUGGGGCACUACACGGCGGUGCAGAACAGCAAGAACGCGAAGGAGAAGGGCCUGAAGCGGCACUCGCUCAUCUCCGUGCUGCCCUGGAAGCGCAUCGCUGCCGUCUCGGCCAAGAAGAAGAGCUCCAAGAAGGUGCAGCCCAACGGCGGCUACCAGAGCAACGUCACCCACCUGAACAACGAGAACCUGAAGAAGUCGCUCUCCUGCGCCAACCUCGCCACCUUCGCCCCGCCGCCCCCCCCCGCCGCCGCCGCCGCCGCCCUCGCCUCGGCGCAGAAAGCCCCCGCGGCCGCGCCCGCCGCCGCCGCCACCCCGCGCCGCGUCGUGGUGCAGGCGUCCACCAGCGAGCUGCUGCGCUGCCUGGGCGAGUUCCUGUGCCGCCGUUGCUACCGGCUGAAGCACCUCUCGCCCACCGACCCCGUGCUCUGGCUGCGCUCCGUGGACCGCUCGCUGCUGCUGCAGGGCUGGCAGGACCAGGGCUUCAUCACGCCGGCCAACGUGGUCUUCCUCUACAUGCUGUGCCGGGACGUCAUCUCGGCCGAGGUGGCCAGCGACCACGAACUGCAGGCAGUGCUGCUCACCUGCCUGUACCUCUCCUACUCCUACAUGGGCAACGAGAUCUCCUACCCGCUCAAGCCCUUCCUGGUGGAGAGCUGUAAGGAGGCCUUCUGGGACCGCUGCCUCUCCAUCAUCGACCUCAUGAGCCCCAAGAUGCUGCAGGUCAACGCCGACCCGCACUUCUUCACGCAGGUCUUCGCCGACCUCAAGAAGGAGAGCGGCGCCGAGGAGAAGGGCCGCCUGCUCAUCGGCCUCGACCGGUGAGCGCCGCCGCCGCCGCCGCCUCGCCCCCGGGGCUGUCCCCCCCGACCCCCCCCCCCGACCCGGGGCCCCCCACCCGACCCCCUCCCCAGCCCAGCAAAGCGGCGGCGGAGCGGAGACCUCGCCCCCCCCCCUCCCCUUCUCCAUCACCGCCCUCCCCACGAUUCCCGUCCUCCGGGGCUGGCUCAGCUCGGCUGCAGCGAAACCGGGCGGGGAAAAAAAAAAAAGCAAAAAGAAGGAAAAAAAAAAAAAAAAAAAAAAGCCCAGAGGCUUGCGGGGGGGGGGGGGGGGGGGGCCGGGGGGGGAGGGGGGCAGCCCCGGUCUGGCCCGGCCCCGGCGACAGCGCGGCCGAGACAAAGAGCAGGUAGUGGGGAAAAAUGGGAUUAAAAACAAAACAAAACAAAAAAAAAAAAACAAAACAAAAAAAAAAAGGAAAAAGGGCAAAAAAAGCGACCCCUGCGGGCCCUGCCGGCUGCGGGGGGACGGCCGCCAGCGGGAGCCCGGCUCCGGUGCGGGAGCUGCGGGCGCGGAUAGGAUCGGAACGGAUCGAAAUGGAUCGGAUCGGAACGGAUCGGAUCGGAUCCGAAAGGAACGGAUCGGAACGGAACGAAGCUGUGAAGGGCCGGGCCGGGCCGAGCUGCCCGGCCCCGGGCUGUCCCCCGCCCCUCCCGCCCCGUUAUUUAUUUUAUUUGAAAAGACUCGGAUUUCUGAGUGGGUCUGGGGUAGGGAAAUAACUGCUACUGUAUCAUUACAUCAAUGUGAAAUGUAUUGUUCCCAUCGUGCACUGAUCAUGAGUAUUGUGUAAGGAUCUACUUGAGUGUGCAAGCAAGGAAAGAAAUCUACAUGCUGCUAUAUGAAUACUUUUAGAACAAAAAUACUAACCUACGGGGGAAAAAAAAAGGAGAAACCCUUCUUUAUUCUUUCAUUGUUGCUUUUACAGUGGUAUUGCGCAUGCAAAGAGAAGCAUUUUGUGUCUUCAAAAAAAAAACAAAAGGGAAAAAAAAAACACAAAAAAAAUCAAAAGAAAACCUUACAAGAGAUGGCUGUAAAAAUUACACCCAUGCACAAAGACCCGACACCACCCCGAUACCGCAGUCUUGAGCCGAUAUUCCCUUAUCAGGCCUGGGGACUGAUAAGUUUUUUUUCUUUUUUUUUUUUCUUCGUGUGCACAGUUCUAGUUUAGUUCUGGUCCAUCGGUCGUUAAACAUGCAAGCGAGAGGGAGGAGUGAUGUGCCAUUUCUUUUUAUUUUUCACUUGAAACUUCAUUGCUGUACAUUGGAACCUGCUAAUUAUACAUGUGUACGUAUGUUUUUUUAGUGCAAUCUCUUCUGUAGAUCUUUGUUGACCAAAUUGGUGGGUAUUGUUACUUAUUAAUUUAUAUUUGUCUCAUUUUGUAUGUAUGUGUAUAGUGCGUUUGUAAGUAUGUGUGGUUUAUAACCUGACAGACUGUGUCAUGGGGCUCAGUGUGCCUGUAAUUUAAUCCCCUCCCCUUAUUUUUAUUUAUUUUUGUACUGUGCUGAUUAAAUAAAAUGCACUGACCAUCCAUUACACGGCA